UUCAGACUACAAUGAAACAUUAAAAGCGAUAUUGUCUUUCCCUCGAACGAAGAAGCUGAAGAACUUUUAAUUUGUUUUGUUCAAUCUUUUAUAAAUAUAGGGGCGGCACUUGUACUGCUACAGAUCUGCUCCCUGCCUCUGCAAUUUUCUCUGGAGAGGCAGCUGCAUUACCACACCUAUCUGUGGGCCUGUCAAAUCAGGGCAAGAAAAUGGCCAUGCUUGAUGAGCCACUUUAUCCAAUUGCCAUUCUUAUUGAUGAAUUGAAAAAUGAGGACAUUCAGCUACGACUUAAUUCUAUUCGAAGGCUUUCAACAAUUGCUCGUGCUCUUGGAGAAGAAAGAACAAGAAAAGAAUUGAUCCCCUUUCUAAGUGAAAACAAUGAUGACGAUGAUGAGGUUUUGCUUGCAAUGGCCGAAGAACUGGGAGUGUUUAUUCCUUAUGUUGGUGGGGUGGACAAUGCACAUGUUCUACUACCUCCUCUAGAAACUCUUUGUACUGUUGAGGAAACUUGUGUGAGGGAUAAGGCUGUGGAAUCAUUAUGUCGAAUUGGAUCACAAAUGAAGGAAACUGAUCUGGUGGAGUGGUUCAUUCCACUUGUUAAGAGGCUUGCUGCAGGCGAGUGGUUUACAGCAAGGGUUUCUGCAUGUGGGCUUUUUCAUAUUGCAUAUUUAAGUGCACCUGAACUUCUAAAAACUGAAUUGCGAUCUAUAUAUGGUCAACUCUGCCAGGAUGAUAUGCCAAUGGUGAGAAGAUCUGCAGCAACAAAUUUAGGGAAGUUUGCCACAACAGUUGAACCACAACACCUGAAGACAGACAUUAUGUCAUUUUUUGAGGAUCUCACGCAUGAUGAUCAGGAUUCAGUGAGGCUUUUAGCUGUUGAGGGUUGUGCCUCCCUUGGUAAACUGUUGGAACCCCAGGAUUGUGUAACUCAUAUUCUUCCAGUUAUUAUAUCAUUUUCUCAGGAUAAGUCUUGGCGAGUUCGUUAUAUGGUGGCAAAUCAAUUGUAUGAACUCUGUGAGGCAGUUGGCCCAGAGCCUACAAGGGCGGACUUGGUGCCAGCAUAUGUUCGGCUGUUACGGGAUAACGAAGCAGAAGUACGUAUUGCGGCGGCAGGAAAGGUGACCAAGUUUUGUAGAAUAUUGAAUCCUCAGCUUGCAAUCCAGCACAUACUUCCUUGCGUGAAGGACCUGUCAACAGAUUCUUCACAGCAUGUGCGUUCUGCUUUGGCUUCUGUUAUCAUGGGUAUGGCACCUGUUUUGGGGAAGGAGGCAACAAUUGAACAAUUACUUCCAAUUUUUCUUGCACUCCUUAAAGAUGAAUUUCCAGAUGUCCGGCUUAAUAUCAUAAGUAAGCUGGAUCAAGUUAAUCAGGUAAUUGGAAUUGAUUUACUGUCUCAAUCUCUUUUGCCGGCCAUUGUUGAGCUUGCAGAAGACAAGCACUGGAGAGUUCGUCUUGCCAUAAUAGAAUACAUUCCUCUGCUAGCUAGUCAAUUGGGGGUAGAAUUCUUUGAUGAUAAAUUGGGUUCUCUCUGCAUGCAUUGGCUUGGUGACAAGGUGUUUUCUAUUCGUGAUGCUGCAGCCAACAAUUUGAAGCGACUUGCUGAAGAGUUUGGCCCAGAGUGGGCAAUGCUACACAUUGUUCCACAGGUUCUGGAGAUGAUUAAUAAUCCUCACUACUUGUAUCGCAUGACAAUUUUGCAUGCUAUUUCACUUCUAGCACCUGUCAUGGGACAAGAGAUUACAUGUGAAAGAAUGUUGCCUGUUGUCAUCAAUGCAUCGAAGGAUAGGGUUCCAAACAUUAAGUUCAAUGUUGCAAAGGUUCUGCAAUCACUGAUUCCUAUUGUUGAUCACUCGGUGGUGGAACAGACUAUUCGCCCCUGCCUUGUUGAACUAAGUGAAGAUCCAGAUGUUGAUGUAAGAUACUUUGCAAGUCAAGCACUCCAGGCCUGUGACCAGGUCAUGAUGUCAUCUUGAUUGUUACAAUCUCAGAAAUUGACUAAAACUCUGAUUUUUCAAGAGAGUGAGUUUAAGUCACUGCAAUACAUCUUGCAAAUUUUCUGAAUUUGUUGUAUGUAAAAAUGGCUGGUUUUCUUUUUCCACAGAUGAUAUUAACUGGGAAGUCUUGUGGUGCUUCCAACCUUAAACAAGAGCAAUGCAUUUAUUGAAACAAUUAUCUGGUUAUUGGUUAGGUCAUCAUAUAAAUUAGUGAUUCACAAGGUUGUAGAUAUAACUAUAUUCAUCCCUUCAUUACUUUUUUAGAAUUGGAUUUGUGUCUUCUUCAUUA
This is a messenger RNA of Cryptomeria japonica (Japanese cedar), 2283 nucleotides long. Its product is annotated as serine/threonine-protein phosphatase 2A 65 kDa regulatory subunit A beta isoform. Gene Ontology annotation, molecular function: protein phosphatase regulator activity; protein binding. The record is from RefSeq and is a predicted model, not a curated record. Lineage: Eukaryota; Viridiplantae; Streptophyta; Pinopsida; Cupressales; Cupressaceae. Gene Ontology annotation, cellular component: cytoplasm; protein phosphatase type 2A complex. The coding region runs from base 210 to 1973 and encodes 587 amino acids. The transcript has 13 exons. Gene Ontology annotation, biological process: protein dephosphorylation.